Messenger RNA from Striga hermonthica, 762 nucleotides. The record is from the annotation of a GenBank genome assembly. Lineage: Eukaryota; Viridiplantae; Streptophyta; Magnoliopsida; Lamiales; Orobanchaceae.
AUGGAUCCACCGGAGGCCCCGAAAUCCGACGUCGCUCCGGCCACCGUCUCCGAAUACCUCAACCCCAACUACUGGGAUCGGAGGUUUGCUAAAGAAGAGCAUUACGAAUGGUUGAAGGACUAUUCUCAUUUUCGUCACCUUAUUCUUCAGUACAUCAAAUCCAACUCUGCUGUAUUGGAGCUUGGCUGUGGAAGCUCUCAGCUGUGUGAAGAACUGUAUAGAGAUGGAAUCACUGAUCUUACGUGUGUUGAUUUGUCGCCGGUUGCUGUUGAGAAGAUGAAGCAAAGAUUAAUUUCCAAAGGGCUUAAAGAGAUUAAAGUGCUGGAAGCCGACAUGUUAGACCUGCCUUUUGGGGAUGAGCGUUUUGAUGUGGUCAUAGAGAAGGGAACCAUGGACGUGCUUUUUGUCGACUCUGGAGAUCCUUGGAAUCCUGAACCUGUGACAGUUGGCAAAGUUAUGGCUAUGCUUGAAAAUGUUCAUAGAGUUUUGAAACCCCAUGGUGUUUUCAUAUCGAUUGCCUUUGGCCAGCCGCAUUUCAGGCGCCGAUUUUUUCAUGCUCCGGCUUUUACAUGGUCGUUCGAAUGGAAGACAUUUGGCGAGGGAUUCCAUUAUUUCUUCUAUAUUUUAAAGAAGGGAGAACGAUCAUCAGAUAUCUCAGAUUAUAAUGACGAAAAGGUUAAUAAUGUGCCAUCUGUAUCCAUUUUCCAUGAGGAGUUAGACAACGAGGACUUUUUAUUUCGUGUAGAUCUUGACGACAUGUGA